Aspergillus tubingensis is the source of this 1245-nucleotide messenger RNA. RefSeq lists its product as uncharacterized. Gene Ontology annotation, biological process: RNA catabolic process; ribonucleotide metabolic process. The record is from RefSeq and is a predicted model, not a curated record. The transcript has a single exon. Lineage: Eukaryota; Fungi; Ascomycota; Eurotiomycetes; Eurotiales; Aspergillaceae. Gene Ontology annotation, cellular component: ribonuclease H2 complex; nucleoplasm. Bases 1 to 1245 code for a protein of 414 amino acids.
AUGCGAACCCGCUCAAGCGCUCCAUCGGAGCAACCUCAAUCCCCUCCAUCCACCUCCGAUCACCAAACAACAGCAGCAGCAUCAACAUCAGCACCGCCAGCACAAUCCACCCCCAAGAAAACAUUCAUUCUCCCCUCCACCGCCAGCGCCGACGCACGCUUCCUCACCCUCCCCAACCCGCGAAGCGCCGAACCAACCCGCUACUUCUUCGAUCCCAAACUCGGCGUAUACGAAUUCACCGUCCUCUCAUCUCCCUCCGCGCCCCGAAGCACCCUACUCGUGCGCAACCUUGAUUCCUCCUCAUCCACACCCCAACCGCCAGCGCACAUCUCCAAGAAAGCCGAACUCCUCCUCGCCACCCCCAUCGACAUCCUCUUCUUCCUCAUCCCCAUCCUCACCGCAAACACCAAACAAAACAACCUCUUCCAACCCCUAGACGACAUCAUCGACUCGCUGGACGAGGAGCUCCUCCCACCUCACCUCCGCCAUGUGCUAUACGACGAAACCUUCCGCGGGACACUGCACGCCCGCGCCGCUGCGAUUAGCGACUCCGUUGAAGCGGGCGAUGAGAAGUUGUUCCGGUUUAACGAGACGAAACUACUCCAGGAGCUUGUCGCGAAGGCGGAUAGGAUGGUUAGUGCGGGGUUGCCUCCGAGUCUUGAGGAGAGGUUUGUGAGACAGGCGCUAGCGACGCCAUUGAUGACAGUGAAGAGGGAUGAUGUGGCGGCUACGGGGGAGAAUAAGGAGAAUGAGGGCGAAGAUAAGAGCGAGGAGAAGGGAACGGAUGAGAAGACCACCACAAAUAACGAAGAUGCAAAGGAGGAUCUCCCCGAAGGCGUAAAGGUUCCUGAAGGAGUAGCCAACCUCCUACGGAUAUCUGUGGCGUUAUCAUUCAUGAAAGAAUGCUAUCUAUCCAAGGAGAUGAGCGCGCGGAUAGAUGAGUUACUAGCUGCGCCGGAGAGUCCGAGGGAUUUCAAGCCGAUGCGGGAUCAUUUGGACCUUGUGGCGAAGCUGAGGGCGGAGGCGCUGGCGUCGAGGUCGCUGGGUGAUUUCUCUCGGAAGAGGAGCGUGGAGGAUCAGGAGGCUGCGGAGUCGAGAGCGGAGAAGAAGCGCAGGAUGGAGGAAGAGGAAAAGAAGAAGAAGGCGAAUGAGUCGAGGGGAGUUCGGGAUUUGAAGAAGGUUAAUACGACGGGAAUGAAGAAGAUGAGUGAUUUCUUUGGAAAGGCGGCUGCGAAGAAGGCUUGA